AACUUUUCCUAAUGUUGAUGAACUGGUUUGAACAAGAUAGCUGGUACUUUAAUCAAAGUAUAUCCUUGGCCAUGCUGAAUGGUAAAACCAUUGACCAAGACAGCAAUAUGUUAAGAGAUGUGAACGCUUUAAGAGCAAUAAACGGUCGAGUUUUCGGGAACAUUGGCGGUUUUGACAUGUGUAUUGGAGACAGAGUAUCUUGGCAUGUUCUUGGCUUUGGUGAAAGAUUUGAUUACCAGAAUCCAGUGUUUGAAGGAAACAAUGUCCAAUAUGAUGGCCGAAUGGUCGAUCAUGUGACUGUUUUCCCUGGAACUAGUCAGACUGCUUAUAUGACUCCAGAUAACCCAGGAAAUUGGCUUCUCCAUGCUGGUCAGUUAGAAUCUCAGACAGACGGCAUGGUAACUAGAUAUAAUGUAGACACAUGUAAUCGCCCUCUGUUCGUGUCUGGUCCUGUCUUUGAGAAGACUGUAAUUCGCAGGAUUUAUAUAGCAGCUGUAGAUGUCAUCUGGGAUUAUGCACCGAGAAAAUUAAACAUUGUGACAAUGGGGGAUCUAAGAGAUCCAAAUACACCGGGUAAUCUUUAUGUUCGUAACACUGACAUGUUUAUUGGCACACAGUAUAAAAAGACUGUGUACAGGGAGUUCUAUGAUGCAUCAUUCUCAAGACAGGUACAGCGUACAGAAAAAGAUAACCAUCUCGGAAUACUCGGGCCUUUCAUUAAGGCAGCAGUUGGAGACGUCAUUGAAGUAUUUUUCAAAAAUAUGGCGUCUUUUGAUAAUUCUAUAUACUUGAAGAAUCUACCACUGGAUAAUGAAAUGUCUAAAGAGUUAAGAAAUGGUGUAAAACCAGGAGAUAUGAAAAUUUACAGAUGGCGAGUUCCAGAAAGAUCCGGUCCUGGCAGAAAUGAGCCUAACUGUGUUGGAUAUUCUUAUAAUUCGCCUGUUUACCCGAAUAAGGAUAUUGCAACGGGUCUGAUUGGACCGCUACUUAUUUGUAAAAGAGGUGUUUUGGAUGUUUACGGCAACAGAAUGGACAAAACAAAUAGAGAAUUUGCGUUAGCUUUUGUUAUAUUCAAUGAAGCUAAUAGCCAUUACUUUGACGAGAAUGUACGAAUGAGAGCACCAAAUAGAACGAAUCUGGAUGACGCAACUUUCCAACAAUCUAAUAAUAAGUUUAGUAUUAAUGGAUUUAUUUUUUCUAACAUACCGAACCUAGACAUGGUAGUAGGUGAUACAAUAGCAUGGUACACGUACUCAUUUGGUUCCUCCCAAGGUGCACAUUCAAAUCAUUUUCAUGGACAAACUUUUAUAAAAACUUCGGCAUUAUCUUUCCGGGAUGAUGUGGUUGGUGUUGUUCCAGGAUCCUAUGAAACUGUGGAAAUGUUUGCAGAUAACCCAGGAACGUGGUUUGUCCAUUGUCAUUUAGGAGUACAUAUGUCUGCUGGUAUGCUAGGCACGUACACGAUUUUACCAAGGAAUCACAGAGGCCCUUAUCGAGUAGGUCCUCGAAUGUUACGUAGACCACAUAUAGGCAGAGCACUAAGGAGACGGAUUAAAGUUAGACGAAGAUAAUAUUAAUGUUAAUCAAUAAAUUUGGUGUUUGUA
This is a messenger RNA of Mytilus californianus (California mussel), 1604 nucleotides long. RefSeq names its product hephaestin-like. The transcript has 4 exons. Gene Ontology annotation, biological process: iron ion transport. NCBI's taxonomy places the organism in Eukaryota, Metazoa, Mollusca, Bivalvia, Mytilida, Mytilidae. Gene Ontology annotation, molecular function: copper ion binding; oxidoreductase activity. The coding region runs from base 12 to 1571 and encodes 519 amino acids. Gene Ontology annotation, cellular component: plasma membrane. The record is from RefSeq and is a predicted model, not a curated record.